This is a messenger RNA of Astyanax mexicanus (Mexican tetra), 986 nucleotides long. RefSeq names its product RWD domain containing 1 (gene rwdd1). Gene Ontology annotation, biological process: cytoplasmic translation. The coding region runs from base 103 to 825 and encodes 240 amino acids. The transcript has 7 exons. Gene Ontology annotation, molecular function: protein binding. The record is from RefSeq and is a predicted model, not a curated record. Lineage: Eukaryota; Metazoa; Chordata; Actinopteri; Characiformes; Acestrorhamphidae.
AGUCGAUAGUGGAGAAGAUCGAGUGCAGCCUCUCUUCAGCGGACAGGCACGUUUCUGAGGGCCGGUGGGAGCGGAGCUGUUGAUGGACAGCAGUGAAAUAAAAUGACCGACUACGGAGAGGAGCAGCGGAACGAGCUGGAGGCGAUAGAGUCCAUUUACCCAGACUCGUUUACAGUUCUUUCUGAAGCACCCACGAGCUUCACAAUCACAGUCACUUCAGAUGCUGGAGAAAAUGAUGAGACUGUCCAGGUAACACUAAAGUUCACAUACGUGGAGAAAUACCCAGAUGAAGCCCCUCUUUGGGAGAUCCAUUCCCAAGAAAACCUUGAGGAUUCGGACACAGAGGAUGUGCUGACGCUGCUGAAGCAACAGGCAGAAGAAAAUCUGGGCAUGGUCAUGAUCUUCACGCUGGUGACUGCUGUGCAGGAGAAACUGAAUGAAAUGGUCGACCAGAUAAAGAGCAGGAGAGAAGAGGAAACUCUGAGAAGAGAAAGGGAAGCUGAAGAGGCAGAGAAGCAAGCAUUCCAGGGAACUGUAGUCACGAUAGAGAACUUCCUAACAUGGAAGGCACAGUUUGAGCAGGAUAUGUUAGAACUGAGGAGGAAAAAACAGAAGGAGGACGAGCAGUCUGGAAAAAAUAAACUAACAGGAAAGCAGCUGUUUGAAACAGAUCAUAAUCUUGACACUUCAGAUAUCCAGUUUCUGGAAGACGGUGGUAACAGUGUUGAAGUGGACGAGUCGCUCUUCCAGGACAUUGAUGAUUUGGAACUUGAAGAAGAUGACCCUGAUUUUGACCCACUGGACAUAGGCAGUGAUGAGGACUAAAGUGGUUAAAAGGGUCAGCCCCAGGAAUGGACACAACUGACCAUUCAUCCUGCCGUUUCUCCUGAACUGUUUCUGCUGCAGGCUGCUGCAUAUUUUACCAAAACUGUUAAAUUUGUUCAUUUCUACCAUAAUGCCAUUAAAAUCCCAUCAGUUAUGAUUUA